Molecule: messenger RNA, 2440 nt
Organism: Lotus japonicus
Lineage: Eukaryota; Viridiplantae; Streptophyta; Magnoliopsida; Fabales; Fabaceae
Exons: 8
Coding region: 94-1923 (609 amino acids)
Biological process (GO): translational initiation; formation of translation preinitiation complex
Molecular function (GO): translation initiation factor activity
Source: RefSeq, a predicted model, not a curated record
UCAUUGUGUUGUGUCAUCUAAUCCCUGUCUCUUUUGGGUUUGGGUUUUGAUUGUCGUAGAGUUUCACUUCACACAUCAACCCAACCCAACGCGAUGUUCAAGAAGGCGGUGGAAGCAAAGUCUCAGCAGAGGCUCUCCGGCGCCGACAGGAAGAAGCUGAAACGAAGCAUCAAGGACAAAUUCCCAAGAGCUUCUGAUUCCGACUUAGACGCCUUGCUUCCUCCCAAGGCUGAGGUAACAGUUGCCAAGUUCCAGAAUCGAGUGCUUGUUUAUGUUGUGGAGGGAGGCUUUCCUGUGUUUUUUGAUGUUGAUGGCCGCGGCUCUGAUAUUUUCCCAACAGUGUUUGCUCUCUGGAUGGUUCCUGAGCUACUGCCUGCUUUCAUGCUCAAGGGCGGUGAGGUUUCUCGAUAUGUCAUAGGUGGAGCAGACUUGAUGUUCCCUGGCAUAAGUGUGCCUCCUGAAGGUCUUCCAUCAUUUGCAGCAGGGGAAACAUGGGCGGUUAAAGUACCCGGAAAUCCUGCUCCCAUUGCGGUUGGGAGUACCACAAUGAGCAGUGCUGAAGCACUAAAAGCUGGAUUGCGCGGAAAGGCGUUAAGAAUAACUCAUUAUUAUCGUGAUUUUCUUUGGCAAUCGGUUGAGGGCCGUUACGUACCUAAUGCAGGUUUUCUUGAAGAUGUUGUGUACGAGGAUCCUUCUUUAUUUCCACCUGCUCAUGAUUCUGCUCCAAAUGAGGUUUCUUGUGAGACAUCAAUUGACCAUCAGAACAACACAAAAGGCGGCGAAGCAGAGGAAUCUCUGGAUGUAAAUGAGUUACAAACUGACUCUGGCCCUGCAUUGACAACACCGAAAGAUGGUGAAAAUGAUACAGCAAAUGAAAUAACUACCGGUGUGGCUGAUUUGGAGUUACCAGAUACUGGCUCUGCUAAUGACACAACUGACCAACUAUCAGCUUCAGAUGUAGAUUCUCUGUUAGAUAAAUGCCUUUUACAGGCAUUGCAUACAACAGUGAAGGACAAGGACCUUCCCUUGCCUGGAAGCACUCUAUGGUCAAACCAUGUAUUGCCAUGUAGGCCUUCAGGAAUGACUCUUGACAUCAAGAAAUCAUCCUACAAGAAGUUAUCCAAGUGGUUACAAGCAAAGGCCUCCUCUGGUUUGGUAUCAGUUAAAGAAGAUAAAUACAAAAAAGAGUUCAUGCUAUUGUCAGUAAACAGAAACCAUGCUGAUUACAAAUCCUUUAAGCCUGAAAAAAGGCCAGUGGAGAAAAGUGACCAGUCCAGUGCUCACUCUGCCAAUGAAACUAGUUCAUCCAAAACGCUUGAGGUAGCUGAAAUCUACAAGCCAAGUGUACAUGUCAAUUCCAUAUUUUCAUCUGUGGGAGCUGACAUAGGGAAACUUUAUACUGCUUCUGAAGCUUCUGACAUUGUCUUCAAAUACGUUGAAAAAGAAAAUCUUGUGAAACCAACAGAUAAAUCCAUUGUGGUUCUAGACGCAAUAUUAUGUGAUGCACUGUUCAAGGGGGCUAUUAAAAAAGGAACAGCUUAUCCUUCACAAAUUCACAAGAAAGAUAUAGGUUCUACAUUUGUGAGCCGUAUGCAACCUCACCAUGUUGUGACAAGAGGGAAUGAAUCUGUAGUCCGUAAAGGUGCAGUUAAAACAAUUCAGAUAUUGACAGAACGGCGGCAAGGCAACAAGAAGGUCACCAAACUCUCUGGUAUGGAAACCUAUCUUAUAGAUGCUGAAGCAUUAUCAUCAGAACUGCAGAAGAAGUUUGCUUGCAGUACCACUAUUGCAGAACUGCCAGGUAAGAAAGGGCAUGAGGUUCUGGUUCAAGGAGGAGUUAUUGAUGACCUAGCAAGGCAUUUGAUUGAACACUACGGAGUUCCAAAGAGAUUUAUUGAAGUUUAUGAUAAAACCAAGAGAUGAGCAACCUAAAGUGGUUGUUUGUGGCACUGCUGCUGCUAGUGCUUUACUUGAAUGUCAGGACUCAGGACACAUGAAUUUUUGUACUUUUUCUUUCACUGGUAUUAUUAGGUUGAAGUGAAUAUAGGAGGAGCAAACUGAGAAUAGGAAUGGGCAAAGGUUCUUUACGAUAUGAAUAUUUGCAGUUUAUUAUAGCAUGUUUGUGUUAGAGUUAGAUAAUUAAUCAUAAACAAACUUUGAAAAUAAGGAGGUGAUGUGCUCCUUUGACAUUAUUGACAUUGCAAACUGUGUUUCUCAGUUUAUUUCAGUUGAAUGUCUCUUGGAACAUGAAGAAAGUUAAACUACACACAGUUUUUUUGAAGCAAUGAAGAUGGUCUGCCAUUCAGACCUUGAUCGGUUGAGUUGAGGGCUUGGUGCUGCAGUGACACUUUCACUAUUUGACAAUUGACAUUGUGUAUUGAAAUUUAGCUUUUAGGAAGUAUAUUUUUUGGAAUAUUUAUGUUUCUACAAUUUUCCUUGA